Molecule: messenger RNA, 582 nt
Organism: Cucumis melo (muskmelon)
Lineage: Eukaryota; Viridiplantae; Streptophyta; Magnoliopsida; Cucurbitales; Cucurbitaceae
Exons: 1
Coding region: 1-582 (193 amino acids)
Source: RefSeq, a predicted model, not a curated record
AUGGCAAACAACAAUUUAGUUUCCUUUCAAGUACCUCGACUUAUGAAAGAAAAUUAUAGCAGUUGGCGUAUUCGAAUGAAAGCUCUACUUGGUUCACAAGAUGUGUGGGACAUUGUUAAUAAUGGUUAUGAAGAACCAGAAAGUGAUGUGGCUUUAAGUCAAGCUCAACGAGAAGCUUUACAAAAUACAAGGAAAAAAGAUCAAAAGGCUCUCACCAUCAUUCAUCAAGCCAUUGAUGAUUCCAAUUUUGAGAAAAUUUCUAGAGCAACUACUACACAUCAAGCAUGGAAAUUUUUGAAGAAUACGGAUAAAAGAGUAGAUCGAGUCAAGAAGGUUCGUCUUCAAACAUUGACAGGUGAUUAUGAAUCACUGCAUAUGAAGGAGUUUGAAUCAAUUUCAGAUUAUACUUCAAGAUUGCUAGUAGUAGUAAAUGAAAAGAAAAGAUAUGGUGAGACAAUAAGUGAUGAGCAAGUGGUAGAAAAGAUACUUCACUCAUUAGAUGAAAGAUUCAAUUUCAUCGUUGUAGCUAUUGAAGAAUCGAAGGAUUUGAGUACAAUGGAUGGGUUCUUUACAAGCCCAUGA